AGUCUCCGUGUUCAGUGACAGAUAUUCACUGCAUGUGUCCAUUGACCUCUGCAGAGCCAAACAGUUUGGGUUUGUCCUAGUCAGCAGAAACUGAAGCGUGGGAAUGUCACAGAACCAGUUUGUUCUCUUCGUGCCUCUCCAACAAAACUCACGUCAGCGAGGUUGUACUGUCCCUUCAGCUGAUCUCUCCAUCGGAGCGAACGUAGGUGUACCGCACAUCUCACACCAUGAUAAAAGGUGCAGACAGGCUCCUUAUCUUCAGACUCGGGCUUCAGCUCAGGACGGAGGACGACCACGCACAGCGAGACCUUCUGUCCGGCUGUCAGCGGAGGAGAAAUCUGGUGACCUCCUGAUGGGUGGCUCCUCCUCCAAAACAUCCUUUUUUGGGAGGAAGAAGAAGAAGAAGUCACCUAUAAACAAGGCCUGGAGUCAGCUGAAGGGGGCGCUACCCAAUAAGAAACACAAGAAGAAGAAGAAGAAGAACAUCCUGGAUAAACUGAACCUGGACAGCCUGAAGAGGGAGAAACAUUCCCAGAAGAGAUUCUCACUGCCGACAGACAAAAAAGAGACGAUAUCGCUGAAGAGACUCUCUCUCGGUAACCUGAGGAAGGGCUCGACUCAGACAGCCUCACCAGGGAGGAAGGAGAAGGACGGAGGAGGGCUGGAGAAAGCAGGAGAGCAGAUGAAGAGGAAAUUAUCAAGCUCUGCACUUAAAAAGAGGUUGUCUCUCCCUCUGUGAGCCUGAAGGACACAAAGGGAGAAAACAACAGAGCCUGGACGAGAUCAUCAGAUCCUCCGUUCGUCUGGAAGAAACAGACCCGAAGAAAAAACGAAACAAGUCAGAGAGAAAGAGCCUCGAAAUAGGCAGGAAAGACAAAAAGAAAAAAAAGAUGUCCAGCAAACGAAGCAAACAGUCUGAGAGAUGGAAGUUUUCAAAGUUUUUAAUGACGUCACAGUCAGUUACUGAAGGCAGAUAUUAUCAUGGCUGAAAAUGAGACACAGGAAACUAAAACACACAGCGCUACAGUCACAACGGUCGGAUCUGAGACACAUCCUGAUAUCAGUUUAAGUCAAUAUUGAACAGAAAAGCUUCGUUAUUACUCAGCUCAGAUUUGUCCUGCUGUUACCUUUAAACAGUUCUGAAUGAUUUCAGUCUGUCUGUUUCCCUUUGUGGUGUUUUCUUUCUCUCUUUCUGUCUGUCUUUCAGUUGCCCCCAAGGUACUGUACAUUAUAUCUACAAUUACAAUGUGAUCAUAAAUAAAGUACAUGUACAAAUGAAUAUUAUGUCACUCCAGCAUAACAACAAUAUACAAUGCAGAAAACUAUACAUAUACAUUAAAAACAAAAAGGAACAGCUUAUAGUGUCUGUCAGAAAAA
Molecule: messenger RNA, 1377 nt
Organism: Acanthopagrus latus (yellowfin seabream)
Lineage: Eukaryota; Metazoa; Chordata; Actinopteri; Spariformes; Sparidae
Exons: 2
Coding region: 104-739 (211 amino acids)
Source: RefSeq, a predicted model, not a curated record